Molecule: messenger RNA, 1683 nt
Organism: Dracunculus medinensis (Guinea worm)
Lineage: Eukaryota; Metazoa; Nematoda; Chromadorea; Rhabditida; Dracunculidae
Source: the annotation of a GenBank genome assembly
AUGUUCGCUGUCAUUGCUUUCUUGUUUCUGUUGAAUACAGAAAGAAUAAAUUGUGCAGUAAAUGCGACGUGUCAAGUCGGUGGAACACUUUGUGAAGACGAAUUUACUGAAUGCGCUAAACUGUUUCCACCUCAAGCAGUUACACCUGGUCAACCUUUUGCCGUUGCCGAUGAAUGCGAAAAUUUGACUCACUUCGCUGAAUUAUGCCCAAAAUCAUGCAUGACUUGCUGUAAUCUUCCACGCUUUAAAUGUAGUGAUAAGGAAAAAGACGAAAAAGUAUGCCAAUCGAUCAAAGAUAGUAAACUGUGCGAGACAACAGAUAUGGUUCUUCGGGCGAAAAUAAAAAAGUCUUGCGCGCAAACAUGUGGGCUUUGCUCGAGUGGCAGUUGCGUUGACAAAAUUAAAUAUUGCAACGCAUCAAGAUGUGAUGAGGAUUUAUUUAAAGAAUUAUGCAUGAGCACUUGUAAUCACUGUGACGAAACAGCUUGUGUCGAUAAAGCGGCAGUUUGUCCCGAAAAUUUAUGCAGAGAUUCAAAAUAUGAGCCACUUAUGAGUGAACAGUGCAAAAAGACAUGCAACAAAUGUGGUAUAACUUGCAAAGACAAUUUGCCGUCGUGCGAUUCGUUGGCUAAAAGCGGAUUCUGUAUGAAAUCUGAUCGUACAACGGUUUACACAGGAGCUAACGACACAGCACCAUCAACAAGUAAUAAAAAGGCUACUGAUGAACCGCAUCAAUCCCGACCAGAAUUCCCAGUCCACUUCAUUUUGCUUCAAUCAGAAAAGUAUGGAAUCGUAUCUUUAAAGAGAAUGGAAGGCAAAGUACCAAAUUCAGAAAUAGCAAAAAUUAAGCAUCAAUGGGAGACAAACAUACGGCCAAAGGGCGAGCCGAUACCAUUUGGCCAGCAAUUGCAGCCGAAAACUGGUUCGGAGAUACGAAAAACAUAUGAAUUUCCACGAUGGCGUUCGAGCGACGUGAUGACAGCAUCAUUAAUAGCAUCGAAACCAAAUAUGCAAAUACCGAGUGAUAGUGCAGUACCACUUCAUAGACAAAAUCUUAUCGAGAAGGCCAAUAAAAAAGCUAAAGUUGACAAGCUCGCUUGUAAUCCGUGGUUCGAUGUGACUAAGCUUCGCCAAUCUAUUAUUAGAGAUUCUAUUGGUAAUAUUAAAGCAACGAGAGAUAAAUUUGAGCAGCUUUCUAAAAAUGAACAAUACCCGAUAAGACGAAACGUUGAUUUUUACAAUUCGCAUGACAAUUUGAUUUUGAGUAAUUCGACGACUAAUGGAUAUCAAGAAACACGCAAUGGAAGUGAAGACCAUUUCUCUGAAGUAACUUCAAUUAUUUCGAAUAGCAGAGAAGAUUCGCAAGAUUCGCAAAAAUUGACAUUAGUACGAAAUCAAAGCACUACUGAGAACUGCUUCACAGCCGAACAACAACUGUUCUUAUUUCUUCUGAAAAAAAACGUGGAAUUUGUCGAAGGACUAGGAGUGAAUAUUCCAAACAACGUGAAAGAAUUGCUUCAAACACUACCACAAACUAAUAUUCACGGAAAGUUGGAACCUGAACUAUAUCAAGAUCCUUCAUCACUAAUCAGUAGAAAUGCAGUUGAGCAUUCGGAAAGGACCAAACAUUACUAUCGAACGUCGCUUAAUACUGGUAAUCUUACUUCAGAACUUCACAUUUAG